This is a messenger RNA of Pogonomyrmex barbatus (red harvester ant), 1919 nucleotides long. Its product is annotated as transmembrane protein 135. The record is from RefSeq and is a predicted model, not a curated record. Lineage: Eukaryota; Metazoa; Arthropoda; Insecta; Hymenoptera; Formicidae.
AGUCAUCGAUCACAGUGAAAAUGCCCGCGCGACUCAGCAAGUUUUCCAUUGAUGUGCCUUGCCAGGAUUACGCUCAUCCAUGGACGAACUCGUGCGUCAGCGCGACCACUGGUCUCGGUUUGCACUCCCUCCAGGAAUCCUUCAGGAUAUACACGACUGUUUACAUCAUUGCAUUUUUAAUGAGAAGAAAAGUACCAACGAAGGAAGACGUCAAGAAAACUGUAUUGGGUAUUCUCCAAUCCACAGCAUUCCUUUCAUGGAGUGGUUUUUCUUACUCGUUGUUUAUCUGUUUGUUAAGGCGAAUAUUUGGACGUUUUUAUAUGCCGACUGUCUCGUUUCUUCCGUCCUUUUUAUCUAGCCUAUCUGCUAUUGUGAUAGAAAGAGCCUCUAGACGAACGUUAUUGUGUCUCUACGUAUCGAACAUUGCGACGGAAACGUUGUUCAGAAUGGGCGUAUGGCGUGGGUACUUUUCGCCCAUUCCGAGAGGAGAAGUCUACAUCUUUGCCGUAAGCGUAACUGUGUUACUGUACUUCUUUCGAUCGAAAGCAAACAAGCAGGAUCAGAUAUAUAAGAUAUUUAGGUAUUUGAAUUUAUGUGCUUGAUUUCUCUGUAUUAUAUAUAUAUAUAUAUAUAAUAUUCUAUGGAAGUCUUUUGAAGCAUACAAAUAUAUCAUUAAUAGCUUAAAAGCACAAAGUAAGGAUGCCUCGUGUCCGCAUCCUUACAGUUGCGCACAUUACAUCUUAGCGGAUAGCGCAAAAAUCUUCAGUUAUGGUGUCUGUGGACAAAUAGCAUUAAAAUUAAUCUUCCAAUUUAAAAGAUUACUUCAGAAACCAAGGUUACUAAAAACUACCAUCUUUCAAAGGGAAAAUAUAAAUCUGGCUAUGUUUCUUGGAGGUUUUGGCGGUCUUUACAGACUAGUGUCAUGCAUGUUAAGAAGAAUUCUUCAUAAAGAUGCACAUAUUUACGCCAUUCCUGCUGGACUUAUUGCGAGCAUAACGUUUACGGCAUAUCCCAAUACUACUGUAGCUUUGUACUUCAUGUGGAAAAUGUUACAGCUAUUAUGGAAUGACGCAGUAGAAAAGAAGAAAAUAUCUGAAAUAAAGUGGUUUGCAAUUUUAUUGUAUUGCUUUAGCACGGCACUUCUCUUUCAUGUGGCUAUACUAGAACCGCAAAAUCUAAGACCAUCCUAUUGGAGAUUCCUUUACAAUAUGUCCGGUGGAAGAAUAGCAGUAAUGUCUCGAUUACCCUUGAAUAUAUUCGGUCUAGAAAGCAACAAAAAUUUGCAAGAAGUGCUCAGAAAAACGAAAACCACAGAUCAGCUUAGUUUUUCUUUUGAAAUGUCUACAAGUAAAAGCGACAAUACGUACCUUAAUGUCUUUUUAUUCUCUUCAUAAGAGCGUAAUGUUUCAAAACCAAAGACAAAAUGUGCGUUUACAUGAAUUGUAUAAAUUAAAUUCUAUACGAUAUGUAAUGAAGGGAAGCAACAAAAUGCACAUCUUAGCGUAGCGAAUUAAACAUCGAUGUUUUUCAAUUUUCUUUCUUUUCUUCAACCUAAUUCGAAAGCGAUGGUGCUUGGAUAUGUUGUGAUACUAAAAGAACUUAAUACUUUUAUACAUAGAUAGAACAUAUAUAUAGAACUUGUGUAACUUAAUAUAUUUGAUUGUUACGGUGUGAUAAUUAUAUGUCAGGGAAAUAGAUAAAUAUUAUUUAAGUAUGGAUAUGGUUAUGCAAUACGUUUAUCCGUAAAUGUUCAAAUAAAUUAGUAAGAUAUUUUCAUACUUUCUCUGCGAUGUAUACAUCAUGAUUUUUUUCUAUGUUUAAUAUAUGGACUUUAUAUUUGCUGCUGAUAUAAUAUAAAUUACGUUUCGAACGGAUAGACACAUGUAAUGGAUUUUAUUAAAUAUAUAUAACUUAUUUAU